Molecule: messenger RNA, 1800 nt
Organism: Rhododendron vialii
Lineage: Eukaryota; Viridiplantae; Streptophyta; Magnoliopsida; Ericales; Ericaceae
Product: patatin-like protein 2
Exons: 6
Coding region: 151-1509 (452 amino acids)
Biological process (GO): lipid metabolic process
Molecular function (GO): glycerophospholipase activity; monoacylglycerol lipase activity
Source: RefSeq, a predicted model, not a curated record
ACAGAACUAUAUAUACAUAAUUUUGUACAUAUACGGAAAUCAUGAUUUCCCUUUGGUAACUGGCCAAUACCGAUCAACAGGCUACAGAUCUCAUCUUCUCCAUUUUAAUUAUCUUGCUACAGAUACUUGAUCAGUCCAUCAUCUUGAAAAAUGCAACAGACAAAUUUCUUCGUCGCAAUAACUUUUCUAGCAGUAGCCCUUCAGUUCUUCUUACAACCUCAACUGGCUUCAGGGCAAGGAAAAAUGGCGACAGUGUUAAGUAUAGAUGGAGGGGGUGUUAGAGGAAUUAUUCCAGGCACCAUUCUUGGCUUUCUUGAAUCAAAGCUUCAGGAAUUGGAUGGAGCCAAUGCAAGACUUGCAGACUAUUUCGACGUAAUUGCUGGAACUAGCACCGGUGGUCUAGUGACCACCAUGAUUACUGCUCCGAACAAGGACAACCGUCCGAUGUACGCCGCCAAGGAUAUCAACAAGUUCUACUUGGAGAACUGUCCCAAGAUCUUCCCACAGAGCAGACGAAACGAUUUCAUCACCAAGGUUAAAAGCUUGUUUGGUAAGGUAACCGGGCCCAAAUAUGACGGGAUGUACCUGAAGUCAUUGACAGAGGAGCUACUAGGCAGCAUCACCAUAAAUCAAACCCUAACUGACGUGAUCAUACCAGCUUUCGACAUCAAACGGCUUCAACCAGUAAUCUUCUCCACCAAUGAUGGAAAGGAAAAUGUUUCAAAGAAUGCUCUACUAUCAGAUAUUUGCCUCGGCACUUCUGCAGCUCCCACGUUUCUUCCGGCACAUUACUUUGAGACUAAGGAUGGAGAUGGAAAGACUCGAAGUUUCGAUCUUAUCGAUGGCGGGGUAGCAGCAAAUAAUCCUACUUUAAUGGCCUUAACUCACAUUUCCAAACAAAUCCUGAUGGGAAAAUUUAAGUUCGUUGACAUGAAACCCAUGGAGAGCAGCAGGAUGUUAGUGCUAUCAUUGGGUACUGGUACGCCCAAGCUAGAAGAAAAGUAUAGUGCAGAUGAAGCCUCCAAAUGGGGUCUGCUCAGUUGGGUUUAUGAAAAUGGCGCGACGCCAAUUGUUGAUGUAUACAGCGAUGCAAGCUCAGAUAUGGUCGAUAUUCACGUUUCCACUCUCUUCCAAUCGCUCUAUAGCGAAAAGAACUACCUUCGAAUUCAGGACGACACAUUAACCGGGGAUGCAUCUUCAGCAGAUAUUGCUACGACGGAGAAUCUACAGAAGCUUGUGCAAAUCGGAAACGAGCUAUUAAAGAAGCCGGUCUCCAGGGUGAAUUUGGAGACAGGCAGGUUUGAUGAGGUUCAAGGAGAAGGUACGAAUGAAGCGGCUCUAAUCCGCUUCGCAGAGCUGCUUUCUGAAGAAAAUAAGCUCCGGCCAGCUGAAUUGAGGCCCAAUCCCGCUCAGGUCGUUCCAACAACCAGCGGGGAGCACCUCAGACGAUCGCGCGCAAUAACUGGCAUCUUUCUAGCCUGCAUAUUCAUGGAACUCAUUCUCAUUUAGAAAGCUUCUCUCUAUCUUUCAGCAACUGAACGAGAAGGGGUUUAGGAAAGGACUUUUGAAUUGGAUGCGGUCGCCCAGCGAGAAAGGCCCUGACCCUGCCAACCAAGUGAAAAUCAAAUAGAAAUAAUUAAAAACCCCAUUUCAGGAUUGCCAUAAAAACGUUUCUUGUACGAGGAUUUUAAUCUAUCUGCGUGGUUCCCAUUAUUUGUCAAUAAGAGAGGGCAAUAAAGGCACCCACAAUGCCUCUUUUUUUUUAUUUAUAUAUAUAUGUAAUGUGUUUGAUGACCUAAA